Molecule: messenger RNA, 1419 nt
Organism: Rhinolophus ferrumequinum (greater horseshoe bat)
Lineage: Eukaryota; Metazoa; Chordata; Mammalia; Chiroptera; Rhinolophidae
Gene: LRMDA
Product: leucine rich melanocyte differentiation associated
Exons: 8
Coding region: 420-1100 (226 amino acids)
Biological process (GO): melanocyte differentiation
Molecular function (GO): protein binding
Source: RefSeq, a predicted model, not a curated record
CGCGUCUGAUGGGAAAGCUCCUUUAUCCCCAAUCUGUCCCGACUACCACAGUAGAGCUCUGGCCUGGGGUUUUAGGGGACGCUAUUCUUAUUUCCCUGACCGCCUCCUGCGCGAGAGGUCCCGGGAGGCCCGGGAAGCCCGGGGAAACCUAGCGAUCAGGCCCUCCCGGCGGGGCGCUGCGGGCCACCUGUUGCGGCGCGCGGUGGCGUUGACGAGGCUCACCUGCGCGAGGGCCCAACCUGGACCGGGCGGCCCGCGCACAGCUGAGCGGAGGUCCGGGCUCCAGCCCGCGCCUCGGGCUUCCGCCGCGUCAGCUGACCUCCGAGUGCGGAACUAAAGCUCCGGACCCGCGCUGCUUGGCGCCGUCACGUUCCCUGGUCUGUGCUCUGCACUCGGAGCCCAGCGUCCGCCCCUUCGCCAUGGCCGGGCUCGCGGUCAGUGGAACUCAAGUGUCCUACAUAGGCCAGGACUGCAGACAAAUUCCAGAGCAUCUCGGCAGGGACUGUGGCCAUUUCGCAAAGAGGCUCGAUCUGAGCUUUAACCUUCUGAGGUCACUGGAAGGACUGAGCGCGUUCGGGAGCCUGGAGGAACUCAUCCUGGACAACAAUCUGCUCGGGAACGACCUCGUGUUGCCAGGGUUACCCAGGCUCCAUACCUUAAGCCUCAACAAGAACCAAAUCACUGACUUGGAGUGUCUGCUUGAUCACCUGGCAGAAGUGACGCCAGCUCUGGAGUACCUCAGCCUGCUGGGUAAUGUGGCAUGUCCCAAUGAACUAGUCAGCUUGGAAAAGGAUGAGGAAGACUACAAGAGAUACAGGUGCUUUGUUCUACACAAACUGCCCAAUUUAAAGUUUUUGGAUGCGCGGAAAGUUACCAGGCAAGAACGAGAGGAAGCUUUGGUCAGAGGGGCGUUCAUGAAGGUAGUGAAGCCCAAGGUUUCCAGUGACAGCGCUGCUUCCUCUCCGGAAUGCCACUACACACCCCUGCCUGGUGCUUCCAGGGACCUCACCAGUCACCGCGGUGUCCUGGGCAAGUGUCACUAUGUUUACUAUGGGAAAAACUCAGAAGGCAACAGGUUUAUCCGAGAUGACCAGCUCUGAAGACUUCAGAUGUCUCGAGGCGGUUCAGCACCUUGUGUUCCACUCUCACGUAAAGAAUAUUGAAGAGAACUAUUACCAAAUUAGGAAGAAUUGCUUGUGUUAAUAAAUAGUAUGAGAAAGAGGAAAGAAACUCUGCUAACACUUAACAUACUUUGUUCAUUAAUCCACGAGGCAAAUAUUAUUGAGUCUCUUAUCACUAACAUCCACAGUAUUUGAGGGGCUACAAUUCACUUAUUCAGGAAACAUUUACGUUCAAGUGUAAGGCAGUAAGUUAGCCACCCUGGGGAAGGAAGGAGGAGAAGAGAAUCCACAUUCAGAA